This is a messenger RNA of [Torrubiella] hemipterigena, 1405 nucleotides long. Lineage: Eukaryota; Fungi; Ascomycota; Sordariomycetes; Hypocreales; Clavicipitaceae. The record is from the annotation of a GenBank genome assembly.
GCUGGCACAGCUGGCAGCACCGUUAACUCCGCUUCCCUUUUAUUUUUUUGGUUGAGCCCACUCACUGCAUUGGCAACUCAGCGCCGCAGUUUUUUUUUUUUUCUAUCCUUUCCAUCAUCACCGACAAUUCCAUCGUCGCCGAAUCGAUCGCUGCUUUAUUUACGAUUUCUUCUCCCUAAAAACUUGCCGACGCCCCUAUAUAGCUCCGGCACACUACAGCACUCAACCCGAUUUUCCCUCUCACUGAGCGUAUAUAGCCGCUCUUUCUUCUCAUCACCAGCUCUCUCUCCCACGACACAACUCACCCCUUCACAACUCUCGCCGCAAUGUUCGCCCGAGGCCUCCGAGUCGCUUCGCGCGUUGCUGCGUCCUCCGCCGUCGCUCGCCCUGUCCUGGCCUCGCGUAUGCCCGUCGCCGCGGCCGCCGCCGUCCCCCGUCAAUCGCGCGCGUACCACGAAAAGGUCCUCGACCACUACUCCCGCCCUCGCAAUGUCGGCUCCAUGGACAAGAAGGAUCUCGAUGUCGGCACCGGCCUUGUCGGCGCCCCUGCCUGCGGUGAUGUCAUGAAGCUGCAGAUCCGCGUCGACCCCGAGACCAACACCAUCUCCGAUGUCAAGUUCAAGACCUUUGGCUGUGGCUCGGCCAUUGCCUCGAGCAGCUACCUCACCGAGCUUGUCCGUGGCAUGAGCCUCGAUGAGGCCGGCAAGGUCAAGAACACCGAGAUUGCCAAGGAGCUCUGCCUCCCUCCCGUCAAGCUCCACUGCUCCAUGUUGGCCGAGGAUGCCAUCAAGUCUGCCAUCUCCGACUACUACAGCAAGAACCCCAAGACCAAGGCCACCAACCUGAGCGGCACCGGCAUGAAGAUGCCUACCCCCGAGGCUGCCAUGGCCUAAGUGCGCCAUGCAAAUCUGAAGAAACCCUUCAAAGACACACCAAAAAAUAACGACAAGGACAGACAGGAUGUUUUAUUGAUUUCAGCACAGCCAUGCAAGUUCGACCGUCGAACCUCGCCACCAACCUCGUUUUUGCUUCACCUACCACCGCUGCACUGUCUUACUGUUCAACUUAUUCUACUUUUAUUUUCCCUUUCUCGUGUUCAUUCUCAGCCACGGUCCUGGCGAGCGGCGUUUAUGUGCAGUUACAGAGGGACAAAAUGACCUCCCUUGGGACUACAAAUACACAAAAAACACACAAAAAAAAGAAACCAACCAGAACUCUUUGCUUCUGCUGAAACGCGAAGCUGGGGUUCAUGAUGAGCGAUUCUAGGAUUACGGACAAAAUGGGGGCGUAUAUAUCCGACUAAAGGGGGCGGUGGAUAUCAUUGUAUAGUAUAUCAGGACUGGUCUCGCUUUGGCUUAAGCGAUACGCGCUCAGCGUUGAAAAAUAACACGAAUUUUAUUAAUCC